CUGGUCCGUUGCAAAAGAUGUCGCCAUGCUGCCGACCGACUCCUUGCCCGACAAAGAGCGGCGGGAAAUAUCGAAAGAGGGAGCAGAUGCAUGCUGAGGCUGCCUCACUCGACCAAUGCGUGGCCGACCCGAGUCGCACAAAGAAGCGCUUGCCAGGCUCGGCCAAUCUCGAAAUCUCCUCGAUAUUUCAUAGGGUGCAAUAAGACGCCAUCCUCCGCACGACAAUGGCCUGCGUGAUACUGCUUUGGCGUUUACGCAACACCACGGCACUAGCCCCAACGCUAAGACGUACCCGUUCUAUAUCACUGGCCCCAGGCGUUCACAGAGUUGAUCAUGAACAUGGGAUGGGGUCCAGGCCGGGGGUGUCUAGGGUGCAGGGAUGGGUGGCCUUGCGUGCGCACCUCUUGAGUGUGAGGUGCGGGAACGAUUCGAUCGUGCUGACCCCAGACCAAGAGCGCCUCAAGGGCCUUGGUGCAGCCCGGCCAACAGCAUCGGAAAAGCUCGUUCCCCGCAGCCAAACCAUGAUGGCAUCCUCUUGAAUACCCGGCUCCCUUUCAGCAGCUACCACGGCUUUUAACACCCUCUUUAGAGAAAUCUAUCUCUCCAGCAGUGCAUCGCAGCGAUACCCGCAACCCGGUAUACGCUACGCAGUACGAAUUACUACGUCUUCCUUCUCUCAUUCGAUUCGAUGGAAGAACGGCCCAUUAGGAUCUCUUCCCCCACGUUCUGACAGGAUGGCCUGCUGCCGCAGUGCAGUGGUUACUGAUACCCAUUGGCUGCCCGUUGUUAACUUCCCUUUCGAUGCCGGAUUUCUGUUCCUCUUCCUCCCUGCGGAUGAUACGCUCCGUUCUUACAGUCAAUGCUACUCGACAGCCACUGAUAAUAUCUGCGGGACAGCGGAGCUGAAAACCGU
This is a messenger RNA of Trichoderma asperellum CBS 433.97, 913 nucleotides long. NCBI's taxonomy places the organism in Eukaryota, Fungi, Ascomycota, Sordariomycetes, Hypocreales, Hypocreaceae. The record is from RefSeq and is a predicted model, not a curated record.